AUGGACCUUAUGAACCGGGUAUUCUUUGAGUAUUUGGAUCAGUUCAUGAUCGUGUUCAUUAAUGAUAUUCUGAUAUAUUCCCGGUCUGAGGAGGAACACAAUCAACACCUUCCUAUAGUUUUAGAGACGCUACGGCGAGAACACCUCUAUGCAAAGUUUAGUAAAUGCGCAUUCUGGCUAUCUUCGGUGGGAUUUCUUGGACACAUUGUUUCCAGCAGAGAUAUAUCGGUGGAUCCACAGAAAAUAGAGAUCAUCACCAGUUGGGAGCAGCCGAAGUCGAUACAGAAGAUUCGUAGUUUCUUGGGUUUAGCUGGGUAUUACCGGAGAUUCGUCGAAGGUUUCUCCAGCAUAGCUCUGUCGUAG
Messenger RNA from Zingiber officinale, 363 nucleotides. RefSeq lists its product as uncharacterized. Lineage: Eukaryota; Viridiplantae; Streptophyta; Magnoliopsida; Zingiberales; Zingiberaceae. The record is from RefSeq and is a predicted model, not a curated record. Bases 1 to 363 code for a protein of 120 amino acids. The transcript has a single exon.